Messenger RNA from Penicillium brevicompactum, 1947 nucleotides. RefSeq names its product putative FAD monooxygenase. The transcript has 2 exons. Lineage: Eukaryota; Fungi; Ascomycota; Eurotiomycetes; Eurotiales; Aspergillaceae. Gene Ontology annotation, molecular function: FAD binding. Bases 1 to 1947 code for a protein of 648 amino acids. The record is from RefSeq and is a predicted model, not a curated record.
AUGGUUCAAGAGAACUAUGACAUUGUCAUUGUGGGCGCCGGCCCCGUCGGUCUGCUCCUGUCCCUGUGCAUGUCACGAUGGGGCUACAAGGUGAAGCACAUCGACAACCGUCCCGUACCGACCGCCACUGGUCGCGCCGACGGAAUUCAGCCGCGAUCCACCGAGAUCCUGCGCAACCUCGGUCUCAAGCGCUCCAUCAUGGCCUACGAGCCCGCUAAGGUGUACGAUGUCGCUUUCUGGGACCCCAAGGGCGAAGCUGGCAUUGCCCGAACUGGCAGCUGGCCUAGCUGCCCCCGCUUCAUUGAUACCCGUUACCCCUUCACUACCCUUGUGCACCAGGGCAAGAUCGAGCGCGUCUUUUUGGAUGAGAUUGAGAAGGCGGGUACCACCGUCGAGCGCCCAUGGACCAUCGUUGGCUUCAACAACGACGGUGCCAACGCUGAAUACCCCGUCGAGGUCAACCUGAAGUGCCUGGACACCAAUGUCAUUGAGAAUGUGCGCUCCAAGUACCUCUUCUCUGGCGAGGGUGCCCGCAGCUUCGUUCGCGAGCAGCUCGGUAUCAAGAUUCACCACAAGGACCCCAUCGCCUACGUUUGGGGUGUUAUGGACGGUGUUGUGCGCACCAACUUCCCCGACAUCGAGACCAAGUGUACUAUCCACUCCGACGCUGGCUCCAUCAUGGUUAUCCCCCGCGAGGAUAACAUGGUUCGCCUCUACGUUCAGAUCGCUUCCUCCACCGAUGCCGACUGGAACCCCCGCAAGACCGCCACUGCUGAGGAGGUCCAGCAGACCGCGAAGAACAUCUUGAAGCCAUACUGGAUUGAGUGGGACCGCGUUGAGUGGUACUCUGUCUACCCUAUUGGACAGGGUAUCGCUGAGAAGUACACUCUUGAUGAGCGUGUCUUCAUGGGUGGUGAUGCUUGCCACACUCACAGCGUCAGUUUCCCCACAUUCUCCAAAUUCUGCAUACUAACAAUCCCAAAGCCCAAGGCUGGUCAGGGUAUGAACACUGCUUUCCACGAUGCUCUCAACAUGGCCUGGAAGAUCCACGCCGUCGAGAGUGGAUUCGCCGACCGCUCUACCCUCAGCACCUACGAGAGCGAGCGCAAGGACAUUGCCGAGACUCUGCUUGACUUUGACGCCAGAUACGCCGCCCUCUUCUCCAAGCGCCGCCCGAACGCUGGCGAGGUUGGCUCUGCCAGCCACACCGCCGUUGGCAACGCCGGCGAGGAAGACGAGUUUGUCAAGACCUUCAAGUCCUCUUGCGAGUUCACCAGUGGAUACGGAGUGGCUUACAAGCCUAACGUCUUCACUUGGUCCCCCAACCACGCCGCCAAGUCUCCUCUCUUCCAGAUCCCCGGUGUCCACCUGACCCCCGGUCGUGCCUUCACACCGACUACCGUCACCCGUCUCGCAGACUCGAACUUUGUCGAGCUCGAGCAGGAGGUUCCCACCAACGGAUCCUUCCGUAUCUUCGUCUUCGCCGGUAACCAGACUAAGACCAAGAAGGCCAUCACCGACCUUGCCGCCAACCUUGAGAAGGAGCGCUCUUUCCUGUCCGCCUACCGCCGACCCGAUAUUGCCGACGUCUCCUUCUUCGAGCGUCACAACCCCCACUCCAAGCUCUUCACUCUCUCCGUCAUCUACGCCGGCUCCAAGAACACCAUCGACGUCGACUCCAUCCCCCAGGUUCUGCGCGACUACCACCACCACCUCUACGCCGACGACAUCCCCGACGUCCGUGUCCCCCAGGCUCAGUUCGCUGCCCACGAGAAGCUUGGUUUCGACGUUGAGAAGGGUGGUGUUGUUGUUACUCGCCCCGAUAGUCACGUUGCCUGCACUGUGCAGCUGGUUGAGGGCACCGGUACUGUUGACGCUCUGAAUGAGUUCUUCAACUCCUUCUCCACAAAGCCUCUGGGUCAGGACUCUCAGCAGAGCCGCCUUUGA